UGCCGCCAUCGUACACGAGCCCACACCAGUUUUUGGCCAGGAAGGGGGCAUACCGUGGUAUCGCCACAGCGCGUGUAGCUAUUGUUUCUCGCCAGUCGCUCCAUACCCGUCACACUAGCAGCGUUGCAUCUGGGCAGACGUGAGCGCGCGUUAUCGAUGCAACCGUUCCCGGGGCCGCCGCGAUAAUCCUGUGCUUUUGGUGUUGAGCUAAAGUUUUGUGGUUCGAGUUGCAUCUUGUAGCGUAUUGCGUAUUGUGUGUGUGUGUGCCCGCGCUCUUUGGGUGUUUCGUGACGGUGACAACGCGCGGCGUGAGUGUGUGCUUCGUUGCAUUUUUUUCGGUUGGUUUUUCGUCGGCGAAUGCAAUCAGCGUGAAAAGAAGCUAGCUGUCAUCUGCCGCGGGGAUUGAUGUGUUGAGUGUACGAAGGUUGUUUUUUUGUGUUUUUUUUUCUCUUAAGUGGCACGCAAAUAGCUCUAUUAAGUGACCACCGUGGUGCGUUUGAUGCAUUUAGUAGCCUUGGUACGGGCGGGCAGUCACAGCUACCAGCGCUGUGGCAUUUGGGCGCUGCAGCGCUGAAUAUGACACACGCUUUGACGGGCCACUGUCAAAGCAACUUCCUCACCGUUUGACGCGAUGCCCACGAUGUCCUCGACGUGGAUCGAUGAGCGGCCGGGCACCCACGGCAGCCCGGUCGGACGGCGAAGCUCCGUCGAUCCGUCCGAUGCGUUCAGCAACAUCAGCAACCAGAGUGCGGGUUCGGGCCGGUCGGGCGUGCGUCGGUUCGGAGACAUCUUUCGCAACCGGCUAAAGCUGGCAGGUGCGGCAGCGAUGCGUACCUUCAACGAUAGCUUCCCGCAGGAGUGCAAGAUCAACACGGACGAGGAGAACGGGGUCCAGACGCCAUCGCCCAAGAUGGCGAACGCCGGUGCGAAAGGUGGUGUCCGGACGGCGUCGUUCGAUGCGCUUGAUGCGGUGCUGGUGAACGAGCGUGUGAUGGGCCGCAAACGGGAUCGAACGAAGGAGCGUAGUAACACGCUGGCUGGUAGUGGACCUGCCGCUGGUGAAGAUACUGGAGGACUACGUUCGAGACGCAGUUCGACCAUGUUCCGACAGCGGACCGUACAUCGUACACCGAGUGGUGCAAACGCAAAAUCAUUCGCUGAGGACGAGGUGAUUGAGAAGUGCGAACCUACGGGCAAAGGUGGACACCCGCGGCAUACGCGCAAAGAGGACAAAAAGACCAAACCGGACGAUGCGGCCACGGUGGGCACACCACGGACGACCGAUUUUCAUGGCAACAAAGGGCCCCCGGAUGGUGAGCGGGCCCAACGGUUGGCAACGCAUCCGCGCACCAGCAUCGUGCACCGCGAACCGAUGGACGAGGUCGUCGUUGGGAAGCCACCGAACCGUGAACGCGUAAACUCUACCUCACACUACUCGACCGAGAAGAGUGGCUCGUCGGGCUACUACAGCACCAACCUCUACUCGACCGGUGGGUCCUCGGUGGACGAGCACAUCUACUGCGAACCGAUCGACCGGUGCCCACGCACCCAGCGGCUCGAAGACGCAGCGAGCGUCAAGCGGACGAGCACGGUAAAGUCCGCAAGCCAGGCGACGAGUGAGCCAGUGAAGACUAGUGCCAGCUGUGAUAGGAAGCGGGGCGGGAAUGAUCAGGAACUUUCGGAACUGCAGCGCAAUAUCCGGGGGCUGGAGCAGUACUACUAUCCGGCCUCGCUGUCAUCUCCAACGGUCCCGGUGCAGAUAAGUGUGAUGCGGGCAUCAGUCGUACAGCAGCCUCUGCAUGCAGCUUCCAACAUUGGGGCCGAAGCGGGUGGAGCUGGUGGAGUAGAUCGUACCGAAGGUUGUGAGGUUCAGGAGCGGUCUCAGGAGCAGCAGGAACAGCAGCAGCUGUCUGUCAUAAUGGAGGGCAAUGAUGGACAGAUCCCUAGGCCUAUUUGGCCACUGGAUACGGACGAUUCGUUGAUGGAUAUUAAUCUGGAGUCGUUCCGUAUGGCAAACCACAGCAGUCAGAAUUUGAUUGGGUUCGAAAGUCCAACGCUGUCCUCGAUCUCCGAGAGUGAGAUGUACGCGAUGCGCGAUCAGGUAUUGGAUGGCGCAGCGGAGGGCACUAGUCGCAAGAAGUCCCAGUACGAGGAAUAUCUCGAGUUCCAUAACACGCGCAACAUACUGGAGCAGAUCCGGGGAAAGCUAAACACGCUGCUGGAACAGCGAACGGAGCAGCAAGAGCAAGCCUCCCAACGGAUACCGAGCAAUCCGGGCAAUCCGUUCGUAAAGGAACCGGGGCCGAGUGAAACGGAGCUGGAAAAGAACAUUGCCAUCUUGAAGGCGGACCUGGACGGGUACUUGCGCACCAUGAACCAGAAGAACGAGAACGAAAUCCGCCGCUUCUGCAAGGGCAUGAGUCGGGAGCCGAAAGUGGUGGCCGUCCAGAACGCGGUUGAGCAGCGAAAUCGUUCCCGGUCCGGAUCAAUUCUAAGCCUAGAGCAUGACUACGAGCUGCUGGAGCGGACGGGUGCCGUCCCGUACCCGACGUCUUGCGGGUCGGAAUCAGUGUUACCGUACUAUCAAGUACUACCACCGGACAUAUGUGAGGGACGUCCACCGGCAGCCUUACCAGCCGCAGCGUUGGUGCUUAACCGACGCUCCCCACCGAAUCCAUUCGCUCAAGAAGUACGUCAGCACGGCGGUGCAACGGGGUCCGUUGGUGGGCUGCAUUCACUUUGCUGCCAGCAGCGUUACCUGAACAGUGAUGAAAUUCGGGUCUGCAAUCGGUAUGGUGGGUGCGAGCGUACGGAUCCGAAUGUGGCCAUCGAUAUGCCUGACAGUGAUGACGGUGAGGUUGGGAAGACGUUCGUGACGGGGACUGGCGGUCGUGGUGGUGGUGGUGCUCGUAGUGGCGAUUGUCGAAGUGUCAGUAUUGGAAUGCCGGAGGAUGAACCGGCGGAUGGUGAUAGGGUGGGUAGGCGUGGGUCACGUGUGAAGCUGAAAACCGACCCACCGGAUGGGUGCCAGUCGAAGGGUGAAUGUGUCAGUGAUAGUGGGAGUGGGGGGCAGCCACAUAUGGCGCACUGUGAUUUUAACCAGCUGCAGCGCAACAUCACGCUCGAGCGCAUCAUCCUGAUGGAGAGCCUCGGCAAGUCGCGCAACGGCCAGUUCGGUGAUAAGGAGAAGAUGCUGCUCGAGUGGCACCAGAACAAGCCGAGCUGCUGGGAGCUGUACUACGGUGCCAAUCGAGAGGAGCAUCCGCCCCAUCAGACGCUGAUCCGGAAGAUGAAGCUCGGCCGCAAAAGCACGGUGUGCAUUUCUUACCCCUCAACCCGUCCCGAAUCCGACUUCACACUGGACGUGCCGCGUGCCGAGCAGCUGCGCCUCAAGAUGAAGAAGGAAAAACAGUUCCGGAGCCGCUGUCGCUGGUUUUUCUACUUCCUGAGCGUCGUCUUCUUCCUGCUAUCGGUGAUGGUGGUCAGUUUGAUACUGACCCGUGGCAAGCGCAUGUUCGGUAGCAUGAUUUAGCUGUGUUCGAGAAGCCUUGAAUCCCACGGACAAACCUAAGAGACGUCCUGUAUUGAUUUUAGCUGACUUUUUAAACGUAUCUCCUCAAUUUUAGUACUUGCCAGAAGGCUUUAGCUCUUUAGUGUAGUGCGUCAGCUCAUCGUUUUUUUUUUUCCUGUUGAAUAUUGUAUCCCGUGCUUUUUUUUUGUCGUAGUCCUGCCACAUUGUCGAGCUGAUUGUGUUGUUCAAUUUAAAAUUCGUCUCUGUAUUUUUGUGAGGGAAAAUUUUUAAUCCCGCCGAGACAAUCCCAUGAACGACGGCCGGAAGCCGACGUCAUCGAACCAUCGGCGAAUCAAUUUGACAGUAUAUCCUCUUGUUUCGAAGUCUAGAGAAUUCUCUUUCGUUUUCAAUCGACAACGGCAGUGGCAGGCAGGCGGGCGGGAGGUUAUGAGUUGAAAAUAAUGAUAAUUUAGUUUUGAUGUUGAUCGAUGUUUUGAAAGUGAAUUAAUUUUUUUUUCUGGUUUCAUUUCCUGCGUGUCUGCAGCGUAUCGUUCCAGCGAUAGGAGCCGUACAGGAAAUUACAUCCUUGUGCUGGAGGUGAAGGAUGUAUUGUGUGCGGCUGCAAGUGGGUAGCCCUUUUUUGUGUAGCCUCUUUUUGCGUAUGUUCGUUUCGAUUAGAUUUCACUUUCACCCAUGGCUCGAUAACGGAAUUGUUUCGUGCCGCCGAGCGGGGAGAUUGAGUUUUAA
This is a messenger RNA of Anopheles stephensi (Asian malaria mosquito), 4258 nucleotides long. RefSeq lists its product as uncharacterized. The transcript is spliced from 4 exons. The record is from RefSeq and is a predicted model, not a curated record. Bases 632 to 3532 code for a protein of 966 amino acids. NCBI's taxonomy places the organism in Eukaryota, Metazoa, Arthropoda, Insecta, Diptera, Culicidae.